Tarenaya hassleriana is the source of this 2373-nucleotide messenger RNA. RefSeq names its product COBRA-like protein 7. The record is from RefSeq and is a predicted model, not a curated record. Gene Ontology annotation, cellular component: membrane. NCBI's taxonomy places the organism in Eukaryota, Viridiplantae, Streptophyta, Magnoliopsida, Brassicales, Cleomaceae. The transcript is spliced from 2 exons. Gene Ontology annotation, biological process: cellulose microfibril organization. The coding region runs from base 190 to 2151 and encodes 653 amino acids.
AAAAGAAAGAAAGUGAAAAACCUUGGCCCGGAGGAUUUGAUUUGGAACACAUACAUUUCAUUACAGCUUCCACUCUGCUGUUCUUCUGCGCUCGAGACGCGGUUGUUCUGUCUUUAAAUUUUUUUCGAUUUUGUACUGCCUGUAAUCCGAAAUACGGAAGAGGGUUUACGCACAAGAUAUCUAGGGUUCAUGGGUUUUGGUUCGAAGUUCAUUCCAUGGAUCCUACUGCUUCUAUUCACGAUGAUACCCCUCGCCGCUUCUCAGUCUGGCGCCGCCGCGUCUCCGUCGGAUCUGUGCAAUGGGGUGUUCGUGUCGUACGCUUAUGUGAAGGGGUCUAAGAUUCCACCGAGCGACUCAAGAAACCAGCCUUACAGGUUCGAAUCCGUGCUCACGGUGCUCAACAAUGGCCGAGACAAGCUCAAGUCAUGGCGGGUCUUCGUCGGAUUCGCCCACCGCGAGAUCCUGGUGUCCGCGUCCAACGCCGUUCUCGCCGACGGCUCGAGCCUCCCGAUGGGCGUCGGAAACGGCACCGUUUUCGCCGGAUAUCCGAUGACCGAUCUCAAGACGGCGAUCGAGACAGCGGGUGACGUCACCCAGACCCAAACCCGCGUCGAGCUUGUCGGGACGCAGUUUGGAGUCGCUCCCCCGAGUGUUCCCCUUCCCAAUAACAUCACUCUUGCUAAUGAUGGUUGGGUUUGUCCCAAGGCCUCUCAGCAAGGUAAGAGCAUUCUACAAGUUUGCUGCAAGCCAGAUCCGGACUUCAAAACUGAAAUCAUCGACGAAGAAUUCCUUCCCCGGCAAGAGGGGGAUCUCACCAUAAUGUACGAUGUGAUCAGAUCGUAUUCAUCGAAUUACUGGGCGCAGGUCACGAUCGAGAACCAUAGCCCGCUUGGCCGGUUGGACAACUGGAAACUAAGUUUCGACUGGAUGAGGGAUGAGUUCAUCUACACCAUGAAAGGGGCUUACCCUUCUCUUGUCGAUUCGUCAGACUGCAUUGACGGCCCGCAGGCAAAAUACUACCAAGACCUCGACUUUUCCAAUGUCUUGAGCUGUGCGAGCCGGCCGACCAUCAUAGACCUCCCUCUCACAAAGUAUAACGAUUCUACCUUCGGCCUUAUCCCUUCGUGCUGCAGAAACGGGACGAUUCUUCCACGGGUAAUGGAUCCUAGCAAGUCUAGUUCGGUUUUCCAGAUGCAGGUGUAUAAAAUGCCACCCGAUCUCAACAUCUCUGCACUAUCUCCGCCUCAGAACUGGCGGAUCAAUGGUACGCUGAACCCGGAUUACCAGUGCGGUCCUCCUGUUCGAGUCAGCCUGAGUCAGUUCCCCGAUCCUAGCGGCUUGCCCUCGAACCGGACAGCGUUUUCGAGCUGGCAGGUAGUCUGCAACAUCACCCAACCAAAGGCUGUUAGCCCAAGAUGCUGUGUCUCGUUCUCUGCAUACUUCAACGACUCGAUCAUUCCGUGCAAAACCUGCGCUUGCGGCUGUUCCAGCAGCCGGGCAGCAGCAAAUCAUCAAACUUGCAGCACAACAGCUCCAGCUAUCCUUCUUCCACCCGAGGCCCUUUUGGUUCCUUUCGAGAACCGAACCACUCUCUCCCUGGCUUGGGCGGACUUGAAACGGCGGCAAGUUCCAACCCCCCUGCCUUGCGGCGAUAACUGCGGAGUCAGCAUGAAUUGGCAUUUGGCAACGGACUAUCGAGGCGGGUGGACAGCGCGGGUCACGAUCUUCAACUGGGGGGAAACUGACUUUGCCGACUGGUUUGCUGCGGUCCAGAUGAAGAAAACGACCGCCCUGGGUUUCGAGAAGGCCUACUCGUUCAACGGGACCGCCCUCAGCAUGGACGGGGCGAACAAUAACGAUACUAUUUUCAUGGUGGGUCUCCCGGGAUUGAACUAUCUCGUGGCGGAAAGAGACGGGAACGAUCAGAGGGUGGAUGCUCGGGUACCCGGGAAACAGCAGUCGGUUAUAUCAUUCACCAAGAAACUGAGUCCCGGGAUCAACGUCAGAGCUGGGGAUGGAUUCCCGGCCAAAGUGUUCUUCAAUGGGGAGGAAUGCUCACUUCCGACUGUACUUCCGAUGAGCAACAGCCACCGAAGACACCACAUCUCCUUCCUUGUUCUGGUUUUGUCUUUCUUGGCUCUGCGGUUAUAGGCGCGCAGAAAUGUUUUUUUUUUUUUGUGUGGCUCUAACCAAAAUGAUAUAUGAAUUGAUAAAAGCUGGCAGGUUUUGCAAUGUCCGGAAGGAGAUUAGUGGAUUGGGGAAUUACUAAAAGAUGUUGUCAUAGAGAGCUACAACUGCUUGUGUAGUGAUUUUUUGUGUUAUUCGGCUAAAUGUAUUAUGUAUUAUUUAUUAUACAAAAAGAUGAACAGACCA